This is a messenger RNA of Corythoichthys intestinalis (scribbled pipefish), 5252 nucleotides long. It is a transcript of the gene nnt, whose product is annotated as nicotinamide nucleotide transhydrogenase. The coding region runs from base 137 to 3391 and encodes 1084 amino acids. Gene Ontology annotation, molecular function: NADP binding. The transcript is spliced from 22 exons. Gene Ontology annotation, biological process: NADPH regeneration; proton transmembrane transport. Lineage: Eukaryota; Metazoa; Chordata; Actinopteri; Syngnathiformes; Syngnathidae. Gene Ontology annotation, cellular component: mitochondrial inner membrane. The record is from RefSeq and is a predicted model, not a curated record.
UAUUCUUCGUUUCGGCUGACAUCUUCCGGGUCGAAUGAAAGUUCGGCCGUGCCGCAUACACAAGAACCAACACCGGACCCCUGCAAAGGAGGAGUGCUGUCUGUGCUGCUGAACUCCUGCUGUGUGUGCAUGCAACAUGGCCAGUCUGCUACGUGUGAUUGCAGCUGGCUGUUCGGCCCCGGUUUUAAGUGGCGUGUCCUGUCUGAAACUGCAUAGUUCUCCAGCUAUUAAAACAACGUGCGUGCGAUUUUUCAGGACCCAUCACGCCCUCGGAAGAUGUGCCGCUCCAGGAAUUCCAUACAAGCAACUCACAGUUGGAGUCCCAAAAGAAAUUUUCCAGAAUGAGCGGCGUGUGGCGCUGUCUCCUGCUGGUGUUCAGGCGCUUAUCAAACAAGGCUUCAAUGUCGUUGUGGAGAGUGGUGCAGGAGAGCCCUCAAAGUUCCAAGACGAGCAGUACACCCAAGCUGGAGCUACAAUUAAAGACCUUAAAGAUGUAUUUGCCUCUGAUGUGUUGGUCAAGGUCCGAGCUCCUGUUUUCAACCCGGACUUGGGUAUCCAUGAAGUGGAGCUGAUGAAGGACGCGGCUACUUUGAUUAGCUUCAUCUACCCGGCUCAGAAUCCCGAGCUGAUGGACAUGCUGUCUCAGAAAAAAGCCACCGUCCUGGCUAUGGACCAGGUGCCACGAGUGACUAUCGCCCAAGGUUACGACGCCCUCAGCUCCAUGGCGAAUAUUGCAGGGUAUAAGGCUGUUGUGCUGGCAGCAAACAGCUUUGGUCGCUUUUUCACCGGACAAAUUACAGCAGCCGGGAAGGUGCCACCUGCCAAGGUACUUAUCAUCGGCGGUGGAGUGGCUGGACUAGCUGCAGCUGGCAGUGCCCGAGCCAUGGGAGCCAUAGUGCGAGGCUUUGACACAAGAGCUGAUGCUCUGGAUCAGUUCAAGUCUUUGGGUGCUGAGCCAUUGGAGGUGGACUUCAAGGAGUCUGGAGAGGGCCAAGGUGGCUAUGCCAAGGUCAUGUCAAAAGAGUUCAUCGAGGCUGAGAUGAAACUGUUUGCCAAACAGUGUCAGGAAGUCGAUAUUAUCAUCAGCACCGCGCUCAUUCCCGGUAAGCGGGCCCCCAUUCUUAUAACCAAGCCAAUGAUCGAGAGCAUGAAGGACGGCUCGGUGGUGGUGGACCUGGCCGCUGAGGCGGGAGGAAACAUUGAGACUACAGUACCCGGGGAGCUGUCUGUACACAAUGGCGUGACCCAUAUUGGCUAUACAGAUCUGCCCAGCCGCUUGCCCACACAGUCUAGCACGCUGUACUCUAACAACAUCACAAAGCUGGUGCGUGCCAUCAGUCCCGACAAGGACAACUUUUACCUCGACGUCAAGGACGCGUUUGACUUCGGGACCAUGGAUCACGUUGUCAGAGGUUCUAUUGUUAUGCAGAAUGGAAAGAACCUCUUCCCAGCUCCCCAGCCAAACAAUAUGCCUACCGCCGCUCCUCCGAAGCCCAAAUCUGUCAAGGAGCUGGAGGCCGAGAAGACCCAAAUCUCUCCCUUCAGGGCGACGCUAACAUCUGCUAGCAUGUACACUGGAGGGCUCGGAACAUUGUUGGGUUUGGGUCUCGCGGCUCCCAACGCGGCCUUCACACAGAUGGUCACCACCUUCGGCCUGGCGGGCAUUGUGGGAUACCACACCGUUUGGGGAGUUACCCCAGCACUUCACUCACCACUCAUGUCUGUGACCAAUGCCAUCUCAGGUCUGACUGCCGUUGGUGGUCUUGCCCUAAUGGGAGGUGGCUACACCCCAACAAGCACGGCAGAGACGCUGGCUGUGCUCGCUGCGUUCAUCUCCUCAGUCAACAUAGCUGGUGGUUUCCUGGUGACUCAGAAGAUGUUGGACAUGUUCAAGCGUCCCACCGAUCCCCCGGAGCAUAACUACCUCUAUCUGCUUCCGGCUGGUGUAUUUGUGGGUGGAUACGCUGCGGCCCUGCAUUCGGGAUACAACAUCGAACAGAUGAUGUACUUGGGGUCUGGGAUGUGCUGUGUCGGAGCCCUGGCUGGCCUCUCCAACCAAUCCACAGCCCGGCUGGGUAACACUUUGGGUAUGAUGGGAGUUGCCGGAGGUAUCGCUGCCACUCUGGGCGCACUCAAGCCAAGUCCCGAGCUCUUGACGCAGAUGAGCGCCGCCAUGGCCGUUGGCGGCACUGCCGGUCUGACCAUCGCUAAAAGAAUCCAGAUUACUGACCUGCCCCAGCUAGUGGCCGCUUUCCACAGCCUUGUUGGUUUGGCAGCUGUGCUAACCUGUGUGGCUGAAUACAUGGUGGAAUACCCUCACUUCGCUACGGACCCAGCAGCCAAUCUAACCAAGAUAGUGGCCUACCUUGGCACCUUCAUUGGUGGAGUCACUUUCAGUGGCUCUUUGGUGGCAUAUGGAAAACUGCAAGGUAUGCUAAACAGCGCUCCUCUGAUUCUCCCCGCCCGCCACGCCCUGAACGCCUCUCUGAUGGCCGGCAGCGUCGGCGGCAUGAUUCCCUACAUGCUCGACCCCAGCUACGUCACCGGCAUCACCUGCCUCGGUUCAGUGUCCGCUCUGUCUGCCGUCAUGGGAGUAACCUUAACGGCUGCCAUCGGGGGUGCAGACAUGCCGGUGGUAAUCACCGUGCUGAACAGCUACUCAGGCUGGGCCUUAUGCGCGGAGGGCUUCCUGCUCAACAACAAUCUCCUGACUAUUGUCGGGGCUCUCAUUGGAUCAUCCGGUGCCAUUCUGUCGUACAUCAUGUGUGUGGCCAUGAAUCGCUCGCUGGCGAAUGUGAUCCUUGGAGGCUACGGCACAUCUUCCACCGGUACUGGGAAACCAAUGGAGAUCACAGGGACCCACACUGAGGUCAACGUGGAUCAGACUGUGGACAUGAUUAAGGAGGCCCAGAGCAUCAUCAUCACGCCAGGUUACGGUCUUUGCGCUGCAAAGGCACAGUACCCCAUCGCCGAGUUGGUGAAGAAUCUCAAAGAUGCUGGCAAAGAAGUCCGGUUUGGUAUUCACCCCGUGGCUGGUCGUAUGCCCGGUCAGCUCAACGUGCUGUUGGCCGAAGCUGGCGUCCCUUACGACAUUGUCCUGGAGAUGGAGGAAAUUAACGAAGACUUCCCUGAGACCGAUCUCGUCCUGGUGAUCGGCGCCAAUGACACGGUGAACUCCGCCGCCCAAGAAGACCCUAACUCCAUCAUUGCCGGCAUGCCCGUCCUGGAGGUCUGGAAGGCCAAGCAGGUUGUGGUGAUGAAGCGCUCCCUGGGUGUAGGUUACGCCGCCGUGGACAACCCCAUCUUCUACAAGCCCAACACGGCCAUGUUGCUUGGCGACGCCAAGAAGACAUGCGACGCCCUGCAAGCCAAGGUGCGCGAAGCUCAGUGAGGUGUGCUGACUCAAUCUACCGUCUCCUAUCGAACCCCUUCAAACCCAGUUGCACAAAAAAAAAAGGGAAACGAUUAAGGGGUUCAGCAGCAUUAUGUCAUCUUAACGCGUUAAACCCUUACAAUAAGACAAAUGGCAGCGUUCAUUGUACACAUUUUUGUGCGGUUACAUGUCUAUAUAAUUUAGAUGAAGGAAGGCUUUACCAUUUACAUUGUGCAGAUUCACAAUAAUGCACAAGAAUGAGAAAUGUAGAUUAAUGACAUGUUAGAUGUGUGAAAUUACACCUAGGAAAUAGAUGUCAAAAUUCUCGUGUUUUUGUUUUCUUGAAGAAUAAGCAAGUUAAUGAUAUUUCAGACGAUUUCGCACCAACUGGCCUGCCAUUUUUUUCUCCCCGACAAUCUUUCAAAACAGUUUUGUAAACCCCCCUUCUUUUGCAGUUGUUUUUACUGUACCAAGAAGUUUUUGUAAAUGUUUUUAGAAACCAUAGUCCAUAAAAAAAGAAAUCUUCUCUGUUCAACAAAAAGAUGUAUCUACAAAUUCAUUUUUAUCUGAAAAACAAUUGGAAAAAUUUGUUCUUGGGAUAUAAACGUGACGUAUGUGACGGCUUGCAUUUUAAUGGGCAGUGGCGAGAUCCUCUGUUUAGAUAAUGCUGUGCACUCUUGUGGAUAAGCGUUUUUUUGUUUUUGACUAACGUGAAGCCAACAUUUAUAUCCGCCUCUUAAGGAAACUGACUUUGUUCAACAGGCCCCACCCACACAGUUAGCAUUCAUCACGUCAAGCUGUUACGUUGAAGCCCGACUUUAUGUCCACGUGCCCGAUUCGAUUAAUUAAUUGUAUGAUUCAAUUAACCCUACUUUAUUUAUGAGGCACUUUCUCAACAGCCACUGCUAUACAACUCAGUUUAUAGAACUCCCGAUUGGAUAUAAGCCAAAAAACCUAAUACAACGUGUUGUACAUAAACCCAAAAAAAUAGCUGUUCUUCAAAACGAAUUGCAAAUUUAUUGAGCUUAACUCAUUUGCUGCUAGGAUAGUCGUCAAUGGCCGUCAAUAAAUUCAAAAGAAAUACCACAAAACUGUCCUCGGGCAGUGAUUCUGUCAUGUACAACUAAAGAGUACCACACUUUGAGAAUCAAUGGUUCACGCAAGCUGAAGAUAUGUCAAUUGAUGGCAAAAAAUUUUGAAAUGUUUCAUAAAUGAAGCCUCGUUCCAAUGUUUGUCAUCAACGCUUAACACUGAGUACACCUGUGUGGAAAUAUGUAUAUUUUAUAGCGCUUGAUAUUAUUUUUUUUCCUGGUUUGAGGAACAAUAAGAGGGGUCGCUCCAUUUCAAGUCUUUUGUAAAUGUGCUGUAAGAAGACCUGCUGAUGUGUACUAACCCUUCCGCCGUGUUGACCACCGUUUCUCUCUACCUCUACCAAUAGCUUUUCCCAUCCGACCAAUCACACGUCAUUUCCAUACUUAAUUUCGGGACCCGUCAUCGUCUUUCGCGUGUCGUUGAACCAUCUGACCUCACUCAGUUUGUUGAAGCCUAGUUCAAGUUAGAAGUUACUGUACUUAUAUUAGUUUGGCAUGACAACGGAGUUAACGUUGCCGGCGGAACAUUUAAGUCGGCCUAAUAUUUGGAAGUUGUUACCCCAAAACUAAUACAAUUUUACAAAGGCGAUUUUCUAUGUGCGCUCUCUGCCCGUCCCCCGGAAAGUAUUUUUGUAAAAUAAUCCCAUUUGUGCAGCAGGAGCUAUUUCAGAUUUGAAGUUUAAAUGCACCAUGCUAGGGAAAUGUACUGUGAAUGUUCUUUUCCGCAUUUGUUUAUCAUGGCGCAUCAUCCCUAGUGAAUAAAGUUGUAUUUACACUAAAUUCUGGAU